UCCCAUCUCCCGGCCCCACGCAGGCGCGGCGCUGCCCUCCCCGUCGGGGCGGCGCUUGGGGCCGGAGCGCUGCGGGCAUCGAAGCUCCGGGAUCGGCUGCAGCGGAGCGGUGGGAUAUCGGAGCUCCAGCAGUUCGAAGAGUCAGUAGGAAAGGAUGUUUUCCUCGGUGAAGCCCUAUGAGAAUCAGCGCUACGCUGCCCUGAAGAAGGAAUGCCUGAGGAAGAAGCAGCUCUUUGAGGACCCUCUUUUCCCCGCCAAUGAUGACUCACUCUUCUACAAGUCAAGGAUCCAGGGCAUUCAGUGGAAGAGGCCAAAAGAAAUCUGCGCCGAUCCUCAUCUCUUUGUGGACGGGAUCAGCUCCCAUGAUUUACACCAGGGCCAGGUUGGGAACUGCUGGUUUGUGGCUGCCUGCUCCUCCCUGGCAUCCCGUGAGGCCCUGUGGCAGAAGGUCAUCCCAGACUGGAAGGAGCAGGAGUGGAAUGCCGAGAAGCCUGAGAGCUAUGCAGGGAUCUUCCACUUCCAAUUCUGGCGUUUCGGUCAGUGGCUGGAUGUGGUAAUAGAUGACCGCCUGCCCACGCUCCACAACCAGCUCAUCUACUGCCAUUCCAACUCCAAGAAUGAGUUCUGGUGUGCCUUGGUGGAGAAGGCUUAUGCCAAAUUGUCAGGAUGUUAUGAGGCCCUGGAUGGAGGCAACACAGCUGAUGCUCUGGUAGACUUUACCGGUGGGGUCUCUGAACCUAUUGACUUGACUGAAGGGGACUACACCACUGAUGAAGCCAAACGAAACCUCCUCUUUGAGCGUGUGUUGAAAGUGCACAACCGUGGAGGCCUCAUCAGCUGCUCCAUCAAAGCUACAUCAGCAGCAGACAUGGAGGCCCGCCUGGCCUGUGGGCUGGUGAAGGGCCAUGCAUAUGCUGUGACUGAUGUGCGGAAGGUCCGCCUGGGCCAUGGCCUGCUGUCUUUCUUCAAGUCAGAGAAGCUGGACAUGAUCCGCAUGCGCAACCCAUGGGGUGAACGAGAGUGGAACGGCCCUUGGAGUGAUACCUCUGAAGAGUGGCAAAAAGUGAGCAAAAGUGAAAGAGAGAAGAUGGGGAUGACAGUAGAAGACGAUGGUGAAUUCUGGAUGACCUUUGAAGACUUCUGUAGAUACUUCACAGACAUCAUCAAGUGCCGUCUCAUCAACACAUCCUACCUCAGCAUCCAUAAGACCUGGGAGGAGGCAGUGCUACAUGGGGCAUGGACCAGGAGUGAUGAUCCCUUGAAGAACCGCAGUGGAGGCUGCAUUAACCACAAGGAUACCUUUUUGCAGAAUCCACAAUAUGUAUUUGAUGUGAAGAAGGCAGAAGAUGAAGUGCUGAUCUCCAUCCAGCAGAAGCCAAAAAGGACCAGUCGCAAAGAGGGCAAAGGAGAGAACUUAGCCAUAGGCUUUGAUAUCCAUAAGGUGGAGCUGAACAGGAACUACAGGAUGCACACCCUGCAGCAGAAGGUGGCCAGCUCCAUUUACAUCAACUCCCGCAGCGUCUUCCUGAGGACGGACCUGAAGGAAGGCCGCUAUGUCAUCAUCCCCACCACUUUUGACCCUGGUCUUGUAGGCGAGUUUCUUCUCAGGAUUUUCACAGAUGUGCCUUCAGAUUGCCGAGAGCUGACACUGGAUGAGCCACCACACACCUGCUGGAGUGGGAUGUGUGGGUACCCUCAAGUGGUGUCACAGAUCCACGUCCUCGCUGCAGCUGGCCUCAAGAAUCAGGACUCCCAAGGAGGAGCUGACCCAUAUGUGAUAAUAAAGUGUGAAGGUCAAAAGGUUCGUUCUGCAGUGAAGAAAGACACAGUGUCACCAGAGUUUGAUGUGAAAGGCCUCUUCUACCGCAAGAAGCCAGGAAAACCCAUCAUUGUUCAGAUCUGGAACCAUAACUUGAUAAGCGACGAGUUCUUGGGUCAAGUGACACUGAAGGGAGAUCCCAGUGACCAGCAGUCUGUGCACACACUGCACCUCCAGGACAGAGGGAACAGAAAAUCAAAUGAUCUGCCUGGAACCAUUGCUGUGAGGGUGCUCAGCAGUAACAUCCUCACCAAUGUCUGAGUAUUCAAGGACUCUCCUCUAGUGCCACAUAUGUAUAUAUAUGCAUAUAUACAUACACACACACACAUAUAUAUAUAUACACACACAGCCUAUCUACCACCUGCAAGUGUAGGAGAACUAUGCAUGCAUUCCACUCAAAGGAGCCAAUCUCGUGUUUUCCAUGUUAAAAAAUGGUGCCUUGUUGGGGAACCACAACAGUCCUUCUACUGGCAUCCUCUGCAGCCCCAUCACCACCAUGCACCCCAUGGGAUUGCUGCUGGUAGGCUGUGUGUCCUGACAGCCAAAGCACGAUGCCCAGGUGCUGUUUGUUUACACGGGGCUGGCACACACGUGUCAACAUGCACACGUGUGGUCACCAUGGUCCCACCAGCUGCUUCGAUGUGUCUUCAGUGUGUCUGCUUGGUUUUAGAGUAGUGCGUGAGGAGUCUUCUGCCCAUGAACUGCCAUUUAGUCGCUUAUCCAAGGAGGCACAUCAGCAAAGCAGAAGCGGAAAAAGAAACUGGGGCUCUUGGGGUGUUUUAUUGAUAUGCACACAGUGACUGGAUGGGAAAUGCAUUAGGGCAGUCACACAGUCCCAAAUCCACAGGGUCAGCAAGACUAGUGGCUCCAUCACUGCAAGGACCUGCUGUCUCAUUCCAAAUCCUGUUCAGCCCCACACUGUCCUGAGUCACAGAAUCCCAGAAUGGCUGAGGUUGGAAUGGACCUCCAGGUCCAUCUGGUCCAACCCUGUCCAAGCAGAGACACCCAGAGCAAGGUUCCAACCAACCACAUCCAGGUGGCUUUUGGAGGUCUUCAAGGAGGAGAUCUCACAACCUGUUCAAGAAGCUUGUGUGAGGGCUUCAUCAGCCACGUGGCACAGAAGUGCUUCCUGGUGUUCAGCUGCAUAUUCUGAAGGAUGCAGAGAUGCCAACAGCUGUGGUUGGACAACUGUUCUGCAGGGCCAUGUUUUUGAGUUGGUCUGGUCUCAAUUCCUGCCUGUGCCUCUCAAACUGCCAUCGUGCCUGCUGUCUGCAUUGCUUUUUUGCAGUCCCCAUCCCUAGAGCCUGAAUUCCAUAUUAUGCUGAGUUGUAACCCCAUACCUGAGUUAUCAGCUGGGUAUACUUGCUGCGUAUAUUCAAUGAUGGGGUAAGAGAAGAACAGUUCCUCUGAAGGCCAGAGCAUUAGAUCUCAUGCAUGAGGAGCAUCAAUUCCCAUGGAUGAGGAGCUUUGCUGAAUGGACAUCACCUUCACUGCUGCAUACAGAUUUCUGAUGCAUCAUUUUCAGUGCCUGUCUUUCCCAAAUUCCUUUUAAAAGCUAUGGGAUUUUAGGUCAUGUUAAAGGAGGGGAGCACUGCUCCUAGUACAGCUUGAAAAUGCCGGAAACACUGAAUUCAUUCUAAUAUUCAUCUGCCACCUCCAAUUUCCAGUUUAUUGAUGAGUUGCAUGGAGCUAAAGCCAGUCCCACAAGCACAGCCCAAACACAUCUUGGUACAAAGGUACAAAGCACAGUCCUGCAGUGUGUAAACCCAUGCUCGUUUGCUGUAAUCCUGAGUUUCUCUUCCUUAUUCCACUGGGUGGCAGAAUCUGGCUUCAUAUAAGCCGUACCAGCGGAUCCUUUUCAGUCACUUCUUUGCUUGGGGAAUAGAGCACACAUAAUACAAUGCUUCCUGUAAAGAACUUUGCUUUUUAAUUCAGACGAGGGUCUGAAUUAAAUCACUCCGACAUCACCCAGUCCAACUGUCCACCUAGCACCAGUAUUUCCCCACUAAGCUAUUUCCCUAAGGACAGCUUCACCCAUUUUUGCAGGCUGUUCUUCCCUCCUCUUCUUCAGUUGUUAAGCCGUUGUGGGUCAGCAUCGGACUUUUGUCCAAAUUCCUUGUUUUCUUAGGUCUUAUUUUCCAGGGCUUAGCAGCAGGUAGCGGCCCACAAGAUGCUCUUUCUGGGUCCCACCUAUUCCUGUUGUGCAGAACCAUCUUCCAAAUCCUGUUGCCAUCACUUGUACCCUAAUGAGAGUGGCACUUUGCAGAAUGAGUUCAGAUGCUCCUGCUUUGACAAAGGGAUGUUUUGAGCCCAAAGUUGAAGCAAACUCUUGAUUCUGCUCAGCACGAUUCAGAGUUAACUUGGUUUAGAUCCUGGUUUUGGGCAUAGGACUCGUCAAUGAAGAUAAGCGGGAGAAGGACUGUAGGACCAAAAGUUGUGAUCUAGGUCUUAGGAGUGAUAGGUGAGAGGGACACCUAGAAAUGCUUUGGAAGGAGAAGAGCCAUUCAGAAGAACACCACAGGAGCAUCACAGGCAUUUUGCACCAUCAGCAGCAGAUGGAGGUAGCUGGUAUGCUUGCAUGAGCCAUGUUUUCUCAGGAAAUCAGACUACCCAUUGCUUCAACAGACCACAGCCAUUUGGCCCAGGUGCCCUAACCCACGUCAAACUGUACUGUGAUCCCCAAGGAGCAGCACUGAAGCUUGCUGGGGAGCAGCAAUGCCCUGAUACCCAUGGCCAGCCUCCCUCCUUCCUACGGAGAAUCAAGCCAUAAUGCAAGGCAGCUUUCAGUACCUUCUUUAAAAUAGCAAUCGUCAUACCAUACCAGGACCAAAAUGUCUUAAUAUUGAUAAUAAUUCUGUUCUUUUAAUUUCUUUUUUCUUGCUGAAAACUUAGAGCAGAAGCUUUCUUUCCCCCUCCAUUUCCAAGGGAUGAAGAAAAAUUACCUUUUUGUUUUUAACUUCUUUUCUUUUUUGGGCUUGUUUGUAGAGUGGGUUGAGGAGGAUGGUUAUUGAAAUGCCGCGGUUCAUGUCAAUGCCUUUUCUUUUUGAAUGGAGUAAAUGGAUGUAUUCCACUUUAUUUUUGUCUGAGGGGAGGCUAAGCCUGAUGAGCACUUUCCAUCCCCCUACCCGCCUCCGCACCAUAGAAUCAUGGGAUCUUGAAGGUUGGAAAAGACCUCUCAGGUCAUCGAGUCCAACCAUCAACCCAUCCCCACCAUGCCCUCUAAACUAAACGGUGUGGGAUGUCUCUGAUUUAUUUUCCAUUUCUUGUAUUAAUCAUUGCGUCAAUCACACGUAGCCCGUCACUGCACUCCAUGAAAUCCCCUCGUUUUUAAUGUGAUCGUGUUAAACCAAGCUAUGAGUUGUCUUCGUCCCCGAAGGCACCGACGUGUCACGCUGCACGAGAUCGGCGAGCGGUCUGAACUGAAGGCCAACGUUGUACAGAUGUAAACCUCCUAUAAAUAAAUUGUGUAUAUUUUAUUCAGA
Molecule: messenger RNA, 5301 nt
Organism: Coturnix japonica (Japanese quail)
Lineage: Eukaryota; Metazoa; Chordata; Aves; Galliformes; Phasianidae
Gene: CAPN5
Product: calpain 5
Biological process (GO): proteolysis
Cellular component (GO): cytoplasm
Molecular function (GO): calcium-dependent cysteine-type endopeptidase activity
Source: RefSeq, a predicted model, not a curated record